CCCUCUCUUCCAUUAUUGAAGAAUUUGCAUGUCGAAGAACGAAAACAUUCAAUCAAAACAUUCUGUCUCAGAUUCUAUGCCAUUGACCACAGAAGAACCUAUUCGACGACCUUGGUUAGUGGAUCAACUCAAAGAUAUCAAUCUAGUGGAUUCGGCGGAUUCAACCCAAGUGGAUAAUACAUUAGUACAACAGGAUGAAAUGUCCAACAAUAAUAACGAAGAAGACUAUGAUAAUAAUGAUGAUGAUGAUGAUGAAUCGGAUGAUGAAUUACGAAGAAUUACUGAAGCCAAUCGUCAUAUUAACAUCAACUCUACCAAAGACAACAAUAACAACAAUAAUAAUAAUCAUAACAACAACAACAACAACAAGAAAAGGGAAAGAUCCAUCUCCACUCAUGAUCCUGGUCUUCGCAAACUUUUGGUCUUUGCUGAUCCCUCUACCAACAAGGUGUUUCAACAACCUGAUCGAAAGGUGGUCACGAUGAUCUAUGGUGCUGGGCCUCAAGAAGAAGAAGAGGAAGAAGAAGAAGAAGAACGUUACCGACGUCGAUAUCUCGUUGCUUGUGAUUUUAGCCAUGAAAGCCUGCAUGCUAUGGAAUGGACCAUGGGGACUAUGUUACGUGAUCAUGAUGAACUUCAUAUUGUCACUGUAUCCAAUCGUGAAGAUAAUCCUGACAUUGUUAAUCAAUCUGGCAUGAAUAUGGAAAGUGAAAUUGAAACUUCCUUGAAAGCGAUUGUAGACGAAGCAACAAAACGAUUAUCAAAAAUGAUGUUAUAUGAUAUCAAGUUGGUGUGUUAUUCUGUGGUUGGCAGAGUCAAGGAUGUAUUGAAAUCUUUGAUUCGAAGCCUUUCAUUAACAAUGGUUGUGUGUGGUAGUCGAGGAAGAGGGACAAUGAAAGGGUUACUGAUGGGAUCCGUUUCCACCUAUUUAGUGCAUAAAAGUCUUGUACCAGUUGCAGUCAUUCAACCUCAAAAGAAAAAGAAAAAAGAAAUCCGGCAUACAAUCACAGCCACCCCUCUCAGUGAAAGUGUGAAAUCUGGUCAAUUACAUGUGGAUGAAUUGAAUUAGAUGAUAGUUUUCUUCCCUCUUUUGUACAAACUACGCCGACUACUUUUUUAUUAUCUUUUUUUUUGGUUUUGGAUCAAAUAAACUUCCUGUUUUUGAAAUGAAUUGAUAUUAACAUUUCUUUUGUUUGAUUACUGUUUGAUUGAUUAGUAAAAUAUUUAGUUACGAUUUGUUUGAUCUAUGCGGAAGGCGGACUUCACUGGUUGGUCUACAAGAUUUGUUUUGCUCACUAUUGGAUGAAGAUUUUAAUCAUUCUUUCAAGCAGGUCAUACUAUCCAUAAAUUAUCAUUUUUAUUAUCAAACAUCGUUAGCAUCACUAUUUCCAAUUCAAGAUCUUACGAUAUCAUGGAAGAUAAC
Molecule: messenger RNA, 1423 nt
Organism: Halteromyces radiatus
Lineage: Eukaryota; Fungi; Mucoromycota; Mucoromycetes; Mucorales; Cunninghamellaceae
Exons: 7
Coding region: 29-1069 (346 amino acids)
Source: RefSeq, a predicted model, not a curated record